AUGUCACCUGAGCAAACCGGUCGUACCACGUUUCAACCGGAUCAUCGCACCGAUCUCUACAGUUUGGGAAUCACAUUCUUCGUCGUGCUUACCCAAACCAUGCCUUUUGCUUACAGCACGCCCAUGGAAAUCGUUCACAAUGUUUUGAAUCGAAAAAUUCCCACCGUUCAUCAAGUGCGCAGUGACGUUCCUGAAGUUUUAUCCAUGAUUAUUGAAAAACUAACAAACAAGUCUAUUGCACCGUUUCUGCUGGGUCAAUACGAUAUUGCGAGCGUGUUUACACUGCCAAGUGGCUGCUAUGGCCGACGCCGUGAGAUUGAAUUAAUUAGUGCCAUCAUUCGUCGAACAGCCCACCACUACGGCAUGGGAUCUCAAUCAUCUCCUCCUAUCAGCGAAGACGUCGAUCGAUUGCUGAUGCAGUGCACGCCAGGCGAGAAACUCGAAUAUGCGGAUGGUUCGAUCAAACGUAUUCACGGAUCGCCAUUUGGUCAUCCCAACAUUACUGCACGAGCCAGAAGACCGACGGAAAUGAUCGCUAUAUAUGGCAAUUCCGGCGUCGGCAAAUCGCUUUUAAUUCGAAAUAUUCAGCAAGUAGCUCGUGAAUACGGAUAUAUCGCUAUUGCAAAGUUUGAUAUCCGACAACCCACACCUUACGGCUGCAUUCUUCGCUGUCUAAGCAUCUUUCUCAAAAACAUCCUGGCAGAACCGGCCGCCGAGAUUGAUCGAUUCGCUCAUAUGCUGAAAGAACAACUCGGGCCUCAAGCCAUGAUGCAAUUACCCACCCUCUUACUCGACAAUGUACCUGAAUUACGCACUAUCUUGGACGACCCAAAACUCCAGAAACCAGAUAUUGACAGUGAGAUGAACGGCAGCGAAACCAAAAUGCGAUUUCACGCCGCUUUCAUCGAAAUAUUUCAAGUCAUGGUGAACUCAAAAUUUGUUACGCUGUUCCUGGAGGAUCUUCAUCAAGCAGACGAAGCAUCCAUUGAACUCUUGCAAUCGCUUAUUGCUGCCAAGUUAAAUUUCUUGGUAAUAAUCACGUAUCGAAAAGAUGGUCUGUCAAGUUUCGCAUCCAGGUUUAUCAAUAAUCAGAACUCGGUGGUCAAUUAUGUGAAAAUCGGGCCUUUGGAACCCGUAGCACUGAUGGAGUUGGUUCGCGCAGCUAUGCAUCGACACAAAGAAAUUGACAACGUUUUACUGAUGCCACUCGUCGAUUUCAUCCACAAAAUGACCAAAGGCAAUCCUUUCUAUGCAUGUCAGUUGCUUGUUGCUCUGGAGAAGAAAGGAUUCAUCUACUUUACCUGGGAACAAAGUCGCUGGGAGUACAGUCUUGAAGAUAUCGAAAAAGCAUUGCAUCAUGAACUUGGCGAAGUCAGUGAAAAUAUUGAUACUGAAUUUUUGGUCGGACGAUUGAAGGAUUUGCCACCGGAUGGACGCAAUUUUCUGAAAUGGGCUUCCUUUGUGGGCAAUAAUUUCUCGUUUGAAACUGUACGACGAUUGAUGAUGGAUUGUGAAACCGAUUUACCCAAUAACGACGAAGGCGGUGAGACCGAUGCUGAUGGUGAAUUAUCCCCUCCUCUUUCUACAUCUCCUUUCAGGGACAGUCUGUUACCGCGGAAAAGAAAUGGAUACGACGCUAUCAACGGUCUGCAAUCGGCUCUGCAACAAGGUUUUAUUCAAGCAGUGUCCAAUGACGAGUUCCGAUUUACGCACGAUCGCUACUCCCAAGCAGCCAUGAUGCUUGCCAAGCCCGAGAAACGUGACAUGUUCCACUUGAAGAUUGCCGAGUAUUUCAUGAACCACCCUAACAUCGAUACCUUUUGGGUCGCCGAUCAUCUUAAAGCGGCUAUUCAUCUUAUCAAGCAAGAAGACUACAAGUCCAAACAACGCGCCAUGUUGAUCAAAGCGGGUAACAAAGCUUAUCAUUCAGGAGCACAUCAUUUAGCCUUCUCCUAUUACGAAGCCGCUGAAGUUCUUUUGACCCCGAUUCCAUGGACCGACGGCCCUGACAGCAAUUAUCAAGAAACCCUGCAUUUGUAUACGCGAUUGGCCGAAAUCAGUUGGUUUAUGGGGUAUGAGCGUACUCAUCAACUCAUCAAUACAGUUUUGAAGAAUGCAAAAUCAGCAAUCGAUCGAGCCGCUGCAUAUCGUAUUCAGCAUCGUUAUCUCUGGGCGCUCGAAGGACGGCAGGAAGAAGCAACCAUUUUACUGGAAUGCUUGCAUGAGUUGGGAACCCGUGAUUUGGUCCUCGACGUAACAGACGAGCAACUGCGGACCGUUUAUGAGAGCACCCGAGAAAAGGUGCUAGAAGUAGGAUUAGAAAAUAUCAUCCAGUUGCCCAUUUGUGAAAAUCGAAUGAUUCGAACGCGGUUAGCCAUUCUAGAGGAACUGUGUCUGUGGGCUUACUGGAAGAAUCGAAUUAAAUCCAUUCUCUGUAUCGCCGCUCGCUCUCUAUUGAAAACGCUCAAUCACGGUAACUCGCCAUCCACAGGCGUUGGCUUUGUAUUCUUUGGUAUUGCCGCUACGCAACUCUUCAAGGCUUACGAAUUUGGACAACGACUUGGAGAAGUGGGGGUUGCCCUUUGCGAUAAAUUCGGUGACAACUCCGAAUCCGCAAGAGCACGCUAUUUGUAUGGCGCGUUUUUGUGUAUGUGGAAAUACCGUUACCGGGAUCCUAUCCCCAUCUUCCGUCAAGCGGUCAAACAAGCCUUGUUGGGAGGCGAUCGCAUUUACUCUACUUACUCUCACAUCAAUAUCGUCAUCAACAUGCUCUUUAAUGGUGAAAAUAUGUCGGACGUCCUCAGGGAAGCCAAGAUUUGCCUAGAAGACGUCAAACGCUAUAACAGCUCUUUGGAUACGGUUCUGCUGGUCAACUCGGUGCUCCGCGCUGUCCUUGCCUUACAAGGCAAAACGUAUUUGACAGAAGAAGGUUUAUUGGAUGACAAGGAGUUUCACGAAGCGGAUUUUCUCAAAGAGAUGAACGAGCACGGCAUGGAAACAACCUCGCCCAUGUUCUGCUACCAGACAAUGAAACUUGCCUUGCUUACCCUUUAUGGCUACGAUGAAGCCGCGGUCAGACUGGGAGAAAAGUACAUCAAUUCGACAGAAAUGCAACCUUCAACUCGCCACGUCUACAUCAUGCGUACCUGCUAUUGUUUGGCUAUGCUUCGAUUGCUUCAUAAAAACAGCAAUGACCAUACAGGUUCAUACAUCACGCAGAUUCACGCUUACCGCAGCAAGCUCAAGGAAUAUGCCUCGCAUUUUCCUGCCAACUUACAUGUGAUAUCCUGUCUCAUUGAUGCCGAACUAUCUUCACUCACAUCGGAUAUGCAAAAGACGGAACAUCUGUACAAUAUGGCUCUCGAGUUGGCUCAGAAAGGAUGCUGGAAUAUGUGCACAGGAAUGGUUUAUGAAUUCGCGGGCGAAUACUAUAAACGUAAGGGUGCGAAUCAUGUCGGCAAUAUGUUACUGGAGAAAGCGGUUCGUGUCUAUCGUCAUACGGCAUGCUUCGGAAAAGCCAAACAAUUGGAACGCCUUCAUCAAGACUGCCUGCCCCAAGGAACGUUUGUUGAGACCGAAAAUCAAUCUAUGCAAACCGAUCCAAUCACGAACCAGGCCCAUUCAUCAUCCAAUCCUCCCGCAAAACCUGCAUUGAGUGAACUGACGUUCAUUGACCCCAAUAUCGAUUCAUCCAUUGACGGUGUUGCGGCCACUCCUGAAGAAUCGCUUUUGACGUUGGACGUUGUAGACUUGGCAACCAUUCUGAAAAGCUCACAAGUGAUCUCUAGCGAGAUGAACUUUGAGUUGCUUAUGAAGCAAAUGUUAGGGAUCAUUCUCGAGAAUUCCGGGGCCGAAUCUGGGGUUAUUAUUAUCAAAGAAAACUCGUCGUUCCUUAUCAUGGGUGAAGGUUCUCAGACCAAAGGCUGUGAGAUUUUCAAGUCACCCAAACUUCUUUCCGAAGAAGCGGAUUCGAUCGUUACCCGGGUGGCUCAUUAUGCAAUUCACGCACAAGAGUCAUUAUUUAUCGCGGAUAUUCAAAAGGAUCCACGCUUUUUCGACAGUGCUGCUAUUGCCAAGUCCGUUAUCUGUACGCCUAUCACGCAUAAGAGUGCUAUUGUUGGCUGUAUCUAUAUCGAAGGUGCUGUCGGUUCGCUCACAUCAAGACAUGAAGGCGUGCUUCGAUUACUCUCUCAGCAAAUCGGUAUUUCCGUCACCAACGCUCUACUGUUCAAGAGCAUUCAAAAGGUGACCUAUGCGAACGUGAAAAUGAUCGAAAACCAAAAGGCUGCCCUGGAAGAAGCGCGAAAGAGCAAAGAAGCGGCGUUACGUGCUAUGAAACUGAAGGCCGACUUUUUGGCCAACAUGUCCCAUGAACUUCGUACGCCCUUCUCAGGCUUUUACGGCAUGAUCUCGCUUCUCUCUGAAACUUCUCUGGAUGCAGAACAGCUUGACAUUGUACAUACUGCUAAAGAGAGCUGUGAAAUGUUGCUUAGAAUUAUCGAUGAUUUGUUGAACUUUUCCAAACUGGAAGCCGGAAAGGUCGUGCUGGAUUUAGGACCUCUGGUAGUCGGAGAAGUCAUUGCCGAUACAAUUGAAAUACUUAGCUCGUUGGCUGCAAGAAAGGGGCUCGAGCUUGCUUACAUCGUGGACCGUGAUGUGCCCAAGACCAUCAUUGGCGAUUCGUCGCGCUUACGACAAAUUUUGACCAACCUUUUGGGCAACGCCAUCAAGUUUACACACGAAGGUGGCGUCGUCAUCAAAUGUCGCUUGGAUGAUGAACCUGCGGACGACCCUUCUCUAUUGCGAUUAAAGUUUGAAGUCGUUGACACUGGCAUUGGUAUUCGUCCGGAUCAGCAACGUCUUUUGUUCGAACCGUUCUCCCAAGUGGACGGUAGCACCACGAGAAUGUAUGGCGGCACAGGGUUAGGGUUGUCUAUUUGCCUGCAAUUAGUACGUUUGAUGAUGGGCACGGUGGGCGUAGAGUCGACCCCCGAUGAGGGUUCCAACUUUUGGUUUGUCGUUAACGUGCAGAAAAUGAAGAAGCCGCAAGAGGUGGAUGGCAACCGACCUUCCAGGGCGGCAUUGCUGUCGAAGCACAAGUUUCUGAUGGCGACGUAUCAUGAUCCAACCUACAACAUGCUGAAAUCCUUGUUACCUGAAUUCCAAGUCAAACGCACCGUCGAUGUUCAACAUGCCAUUGCCCAAGCUUUGCAAGAAAAGCACGAAAUCUUGUUGCUGGAUAUUCCUGCCAUUCCAAACAGUUUUAUCGAACAUCAACUGCGGACCGUGGAUGACGAUCCUGAAUGCGAAUUGCAUAUCGUAUUACUAUAUACACCGGCCACCGAGGGCCACAAGAUAGCCGCGGAAGCCACCAAAUCUAUCUCUGAUCGCCGUGGUCGACUCGUGAAGAUGGCAAAACCAGCUCGGCGUGCCAAGCUGCUUCGUACUUUGGAACAACUACUGGAUCAACCCAAAACGAGCCCGUCUCCUAUGCAACUGACCUCCAAUCGAAUGAGCGACUAUUUCAAAGCCGAUGAGCUGAAAUGGUUCAAGCAGAAAGCCGUGCUGAUUGCAGAAGAUAACAUGGUGGCUCAGAAACUUUUACGAAAGCAGUUGGAGAAAAUGGGCUUCAUUGUCGAAAGUGCCAACAAUGGUGAAGAAGCUGUUCAACUAUGGCAACAACGUUCGCCUCAACACUUUUGUAUUGGUUUCUUUGAUCAUCACAUGCCCAAGUGUGAUGGUGUUGAAGCAACCAAGCGGAUUCGUGCAUUGGAACGGGAAAACAAUAUCGAGCGACUGCCCAUUGUCGCCCUCACAGCGGAUGUGCAAAGCUCAGCCCGCGAUAUGUGUGUGAAUGCUGGCAUGGAUGGUUACUUGACGAAGCCUUUAAUCCACAAAGAACUGGCAAGCAUCCUGCGUGAAUUCUGUCCCCAGGUCACUUUACCUUCUUCCAAUGCAGCAGUACGUGGGAACGAUGAAUCGGUGGCCAGUCAGUCUGGGUAA
This is a messenger RNA of Radiomyces spectabilis, 6003 nucleotides long. RefSeq lists its product as uncharacterized. NCBI's taxonomy places the organism in Eukaryota, Fungi, Mucoromycota, Mucoromycetes, Mucorales, Radiomycetaceae. Gene Ontology annotation, biological process: phosphorylation; phosphorelay signal transduction system. The record is from RefSeq and is a predicted model, not a curated record. Gene Ontology annotation, molecular function: phosphorelay sensor kinase activity; protein binding. The transcript has 12 exons. The coding region runs from base 1 to 6003 and encodes 2000 amino acids.